AUGGACGAAGUGCAAGAAACACACUCGGUAUCGAAGCCGAAGAAACGGAAUAGUGCUGACGCGGAAGAUGCAACUCCGGGUGUACGUUCCAAAAGAGGAAAGUAUACUUCCGCGGCGUGUGAUGAUUGUAAGAAGAAGAAACUCAAGUGUGUGCCUACCGAGAAUAAUAGCUGUGAGCGAUGUAUGGCUGGUAGUUUGGCGUGUACGUUUGCUACUACUACUACUAUUCAUGUCAAGGAUAAGGAUAAACCAGAAGAACAACAACCUCAGAGUCUUAAUAAUGAGUUGUCACAACUUCGGCAACAAGUUUCGGAUUUGGUGGGCAUGGUGAAAGAACUCAAAGAAAGCCAAAUCCGUCACCCACAUACACAACCACAGCUUCAUCAACCAUCACCAGCAUCAUCAACCUCCAACAUCGCUGUCAUCCAAAACGCAAACUCUCCCGCAAGUACUCGUGGACCUGUCCCCGUUCAACCCCAAUUCGUCGGACCAACACGCUCAGCAUUCGGUAUCCUCGUAAGCGAACACUCCCUGAAUCGUAUGGGUAUACCCAAAUUCGAUUCCAUGCCCCCCAGCGGUGCACAAUCACCCAUAGAACCUCAAACAAGUCAUUUAGGUUUCUGGGAUUCUUGCAAUGCGAGUGACGUUACCAAGUAUUUGGUUCUGUACCAAGAGGAAGUGGACAGUGUGUACCCGUUUGUGGAUAUCGGAGAGUACAUUGCCCAGAGCAAGGAGAUUCUACAUAUCAUCCAGGGAAAGAGAGGAUUAGAUGAGACUCUCUGCGAUAAAGAUAUCGCACUUGCCAGAGUCGCUAUGGCUACGGGUGUUAUACUCGAUGAACCAGGUGGUGUUGAAUUGAGUGCUGCUAUCGUUGAAUCUGUGGAGAACAGUGUGUCGUGUAUAGGCAGUCCCCAAGCUGACCUCAAGGAGAUUCAACUACUCACUAUGCUGAGCAUAUACUAUUUUCACUCCGGCGAAGAACUUCUCGCCUGGCGGACUAUCGGUAUCGCAGCUCGCGAAUGCCUCGAAAUGGGCCUUCAUCGCAAACGCAGUUUGUUUGAUAAUUUUAAAGAUCUUGAUACUCGGAGACUUGCUACGCGAGUAUUCUGGUGUGUCUAUGUUUUGGAUAGACGGUGGAGUUUCGGAACGAGUUUGUCGUUUGCGUUAGUCGACAAAGAUGUAGAUCCAGAUCUGCCAAAGCCGGACGAGGAAUAUCUUUAUUUGCAGUGCAUGGUUGGUUAUGGGCAGCUUUGUUCGCAGAUUUGGGAAGCGAUUCCGCCUUUUGGAUCUGCUUCGCAGAGUAUUCCUGAUGAUACUGCUGCUGCGCUCGACUUGAAGACGCAGGAUUGGCUGGAUUCCAUUCCUUCUCAUCUAAGACUUCGUCAUCCACGAUUAGGUCUUGCACCACGCACACAGCCUAGACAACCACAUCGUCUUCGAGCUCUGUUGUACCUACGCGGAAACUACAUUCGAAUUCUCAUUUACAGACAUCAUCUCAUGAGUACAGCCAGCAUUUUAGCCAACCCGCAAAGUGCAUGGCUGGUCGUCGACAUUGCGCAAGACACUAUUCAAGUUUUGGUGCAUCUGCAUGAUACGACAGAUAUUUAUUCACGACAGCAGAACGUGUUCAAUUAUUUCCUUCUCAGUGCGCUGGCAGUCAUAUUCCUGGCGGUGUGCCAUGCGCCGGAUAUGUUCUCAUCGCCGUGUAGACGGACAUUCUCUGAUGCCGUUGAGCUUGUGAGGGGUCUUUCGAGACAUAGCACUGUUAGUAAACGGUUGUGGAAUAGUAUUCGGGGUAUGAUUCCGCGGAUGAAAACAUUUGUUGGAGACCAGGAAGGAAACCAUGAAGAUGGGCCUCAAGUUGAGAAGACAGGUGAGGAUAAUCAGCUCGCACAAGGAACGACGGAGAUGGAAGACCAAAUGCCAGUACCGAUGGCUGAGAACGAGACCUUCACGUUGGACAACAUCAUGAUGACACCCGGGGACAUAUCAAGUUCCGUCCCAGAUAUGUUCCGGAUGACAAACGAAUUACUAGAUCUCUUCAACGCAUUCGGUCAAGGACAACAAUUCUUACAACCAGUACCAGGAACAUUUUCCGAAGACGAAGAUUUCACAGUUGGAACAGAGCAAGGCAAGGAUAUAUCAAUGCGAUUCCAAGGUCUUAUAUAA
Messenger RNA from Fusarium coffeatum, 2169 nucleotides. RefSeq lists its product as uncharacterized. Gene Ontology annotation, molecular function: zinc ion binding; RNA polymerase II cis-regulatory region sequence-specific DNA binding; DNA-binding transcription factor activity, RNA polymerase II-specific. Gene Ontology annotation, biological process: DNA-templated transcription; positive regulation of transcription from RNA polymerase II promoter by galactose. The record is from RefSeq and is a predicted model, not a curated record. NCBI's taxonomy places the organism in Eukaryota, Fungi, Ascomycota, Sordariomycetes, Hypocreales, Nectriaceae. The transcript has 5 exons. The coding region runs from base 1 to 2169 and encodes 722 amino acids. Gene Ontology annotation, cellular component: nucleus.